Trachymyrmex cornetzi is the source of this 788-nucleotide messenger RNA. RefSeq lists its product as uncharacterized. The record is from RefSeq and is a predicted model, not a curated record. The coding region runs from base 168 to 788 and encodes 206 amino acids. NCBI's taxonomy places the organism in Eukaryota, Metazoa, Arthropoda, Insecta, Hymenoptera, Formicidae. Gene Ontology annotation, biological process: Wnt signaling pathway. The transcript is spliced from 4 exons.
CGUGACUAUGACAGACUUUCUAACCUAAAUAUCUCGUCUACUUUAAUGAUAAAUAUCUCGCUUCGCGGGACUAGGCACAACAUUUAACUGCCAGAUUCUUUCGUUUCACACAAAAACGCGUCGUAUGACCAUAAUUUCAUUAAAAUUGAAGAUAUAGAUUAAAGUUAAUGAUGAAAAAAAUAAGUAAGCAAGUAGACUCAUCAAGUUCCGAAGAUGAAAAAUUGGCAAAUAUUUUGAAGGAAGCAAUUGAUCAGCAAUUUUUAAACAAUAAUCUAUACAGCAUAGAAAAAGCCAAAACUAUUCCUCAGCCUGUUUUAAAAGAAGCAAAGACUAACAAAUUAGAAGGAAGUUAUUUCUUGAAAAUAAGCUCAAAACAAACAGAUGAAUUUACAAAUUUUGGUGUUACUGCCACGUUUCAAAGUUUUAUCGCCAAAAAACUAGAUGAAAUUUUGGAGCGAACCAUAGAGAUGGAAAGCAAUGAAAUUUCUAAUUAUUGUGCUGAACAGAAACAGAGAAAGGACAAAAGCUAUGGAAUAAAACUUCUAAGUACAUCGAAAAAUUUGUUAACUAUUGCAAAAAUCAAAGAGGAAUGUAUGGAGCAUAAAAAAAAAUCCAAAAGAAAUAGACGGACUGUAGAGGAUGACAAGAUCUCGUCAAAAUUUCGAGAAGCUGUCAUUGACCCAGAAUAUAUAUUAAACAAAUUAGAUUUGAAAGCUUGGGUUAAUAAACGUCCAGAAUCGGAAUUUAAGUAUAAAAGAUUAAAAAAUGGUACUUUAAUCGAAAUGUAG